AUUUCUUGUCAAAACACAAAACAAUAAACAACCAGACUCAUGUUGGCCUAAUAAAUAAUUAAUUUCAAUCGUGAAACUGAAACUACGCUAUGAAUGGAUUUAUAGACGGACAUUGUCAUAUAUCAGCGUCAGAGUUUGAUAAGGAUUUUGGAGAGGUGAUAAGAAAAGCAAAAAAGGCUGGAGUUGAAGGGAUAGUGGCUGUGACAGAGUUUAAAGAAGACUUUGAGAAAGUUCUUUCAUUGUCUGAUCAAUAUCCUGGCUUUAUAUUUCCAAGUCUCGGAAUUCAUCCUGUUCAGGUACUUGAAGAUAUUAUACCAAAUUAUAAUGACCAAGUAAAUGGCCAGAGAGCUGCAUGUCUCAGUGACCUAGAGGGCGUUUUAGAUCUAGUUGUCAAGCAUGCGAACAAACUUGUUGCUGUUGGUGAGAUUGGUUUGGAUUUCACUCCCUGGUACUGCAAAUCUAAAGAGCAGAGGGAUGAACAGCGCCAAGUAUUCAUUCAACAAAUUCAAUUAGCCAAGAGAUUGGAUCUACCAGUAAAUGUCCACUCUCGGUCAGCUGGGCGACCAACAGUUAACCUUUUGAAGGAACAGGGUGCAACAAAGGUUCUUCUACAUGCUUUUGAUGGUAAACCUUCAGUAGCAAUGCAAGGUGUUGAAUGUGGAUUUUACUUUUCAGUGCCACCUUCAAUUAUCAGGAGUGAACAGAAACAACGGUUGGUGGCCAAAAUCCCUUUAGAAAACCUGCUCCUAGAGACAGAUGCCCCAGCACUAGGACCAGAGAAAGAGGGAAGAAACGAACCUUCAAAUAUCACCAUCUCCUGUGAAUGGAUUGCAAAAAUCAAGAACAUAACCACUGAUGAAGUCAAAAGACAAACAAGAUUAAAUGCGCUUACACUUUUUCCAAAACUAUCAGCUUUUUUAAAGAGGUGAUUGAGCGGUGGAAUCUCUUGUCAGUCUGAGUGAGAAGGGUUGGGUGCGUUCCUUCUCUAUUCUAGGGGCAGAUCCAAAAUUUUUCAAUCGGGGUCACCAUAUUUUCAGAAUAGUUAAGUUGGGAGCGCUAGAAGCAGUGGCAUAACGAAGGGGUCGGAGUUCCUAUUUAAAAAUAUUGGGUCCAGGGGUCAUAACUCCAGAAUUUUAACCAUUUUAGUAAUAUUUUAGUGAUAAUCUUGUAUUAUGAUAUGUUUGUAUUAGGAAAUAUCAUAGGAGUGAUGUUUUUGCCCUACUAUACUGAUUUUUUUUUUUUUUAGCAGCAGGUUGGGCGGGGGUUGGAUUGGUCUUUGCCAUCUUUUUUAGCCUUGCUCCAUCCGGGAAUAUACGAGGCACUUAGACGACUUGAAUGUUAACUACAAAACAUUAUGGAAUGCUUCCCCAGGGAUCUGUAUUUUCGAUAUUUUGAUUGAUCCAAUGCAAUGAUAAAAAUAUAAAAUCCUGUUUAAUAAAUAAUAAAUAUGGUAAAUAAAAAUCAUAAAUAAUGAAAAAUAGUUAUUAGAAUUAUUUAUUAAAAAAUACACACAAGUGACACAACAUACAUUAUAUAAAAGAUUAUUUUAGUACAGUAUGUAAAAUAAUUCAUAUUAAAGAAAUUGUUUGGUAUACAGUACAGUAUAAUAGUUCAAGCAUGUUUGAAGCUUUCAGUGUUUUUUAUUUUAAUACAUACAGUAGACUACCAUUCAACUUCAUAACAUUUCACAUAAAUUGUUUUAUGGUAAUAUUUCUUGGAAGGUUUACAUGGUGAGUAAAAUAAUACAACUUUUGGUACACCAUGUGUAAGAAUAUGGUUUUUAUUAAAAAAAAAAAAAAAAAAAAAAAAAA
Anneissia japonica is the source of this 1811-nucleotide messenger RNA. Its product is annotated as putative deoxyribonuclease TATDN3. Gene Ontology annotation, molecular function: hydrolase activity, acting on ester bonds. The record is from RefSeq and is a predicted model, not a curated record. NCBI's taxonomy places the organism in Eukaryota, Metazoa, Echinodermata, Crinoidea, Comatulida, Comatulidae. The transcript has 10 exons. The coding region runs from base 90 to 929 and encodes 279 amino acids.